This is a messenger RNA of Pedinophyceae sp. YPF-701, 366 nucleotides long. Lineage: Eukaryota; Viridiplantae; Chlorophyta; Pedinophyceae. The record is from the annotation of a GenBank genome assembly.
AUGGGUUGUGUGUCGGGCAAGCCCAGCAAGGAGGAGGAGGCGCGGGAGCGGCGAGAUAGGGAGGUUCUGGCGCCCCCUGAGCGCGGUGACGAGUGUCACUUUCACAUUCAGCGGGAACCGCGGGGGAACCGAUUCAAGUUCCUGAAGGGCGGCGGCGACUUCAACGGUGAUCCAAGAACCUACCCGCUGUGGCUGAAGUGCGAGCGGGAGGGCGAAUUCGGCCAGAACGAGAGACUCUGCACGGUCGCAGGUUCGCGCUGCGGACGCUCGGGGACCGAGAGGAGGACGGCGGGGACGGGCGCGGCGGCGAGCUGCUGUUCCGGGCCGUCGUCGUGGAGCCCCCCACGUACAGGUACGACAACGUGA